AUGUCUAGGGAGAGCAGCGUGAACAGCUCGAUGGUGGAGGAUGAGGACUCGGCGUCUGACAUGGACGCAGAUCUGGACGAGGAGAACGCCAGGAAGCACGGGAGGUCUGACGACGGCGAGGACACUGGCGAUGACAAUGCCGAUGACAAUGCCGAUGACAAUGCCGAUGACAAUGGUGACGCUGAUACAAGUGUAGAUGGGGCAAGCACCAGACGGGGCAAGAAAAAGUACCAGAAGUACCCGGACCUGGACCCAUUGAAGGCGCCACCGGGCAAGAAAGUGCCGUUGCAUCUGCUGGAGAAGCGGAGACUGGGCAGGCUUAAAGCCGCAGAGGAGUUCGCCAGGAAGUUGAAAGUCGUAGGGAUAGAACGUGUGGAAAACUUGAACCUGCCGCAAUCGGGGCUGUUCAGCCCUGUACCACUGAUCAACCAGAAGAAUUACUCCAGCGACUACUUGCGGAAAGACGAAAACGCAUUCGCGGUCAGAGAGAGGAAGCAGAUGAGGAACUCAAACGCAAAUAACUCAGCACAUGCGAAGACGUCGGAACUGGGAUCCGGCGCACAAUCAGCAUCAAUGGCAAGCUCAGCAUCCCUAGAUGCUUUGGUAGACACUGAUACAAAACUACAAAGCGUCGAGGAUAUCGAUUUCAACGACCCGAGACUAACUAUCGUUAUACAUCCUGGAUCAGACUCAAUCAAGAUCGGCCUCGCCACUGAUGAAGAGCCCGUGUCAAUACCAAACUUGGUCGCCGUACCGAGAUCACAGGUUGUCAAUCCAGUUGAUGAAACCCCAGUUAACGUCUUAAAUAUUGAGUUGGACGACCAGUUCCACGAACUAACUAAUCAAUUGAAGUAUAAUUUCAAGGAAAGAAUGAAAUACUACAAACGUAAGAUGCAAUCAAAUGCACAUGAACAAGUUACUUCCUUUAAUUCAAACUCAAAACCUGAAGAAGUGUCAGAUAAGAAUGACCAAGGAAAGAUCGAUUGGAUAUAUAAUGCUGACAAAAAAUACUACGGUGAAGAUGCACAGCGAUGCAUAGGUGACGAAUUUAUUUUGAGAAGGCCUUUUUGUAAGAGCGGUAUAUUCAACCUUGAAUCAAACAAUUACUCGUCGAUACAAGACCUACUUGGUGAUGUAUCAGAACUAGUAGAUAGUGCUCUCUCUUCUGAUAAGUUCAACAUUACCAAAAGCGAGUACAAGCAUUAUAAGGCCGUGAUUGUAAUUCCUGAUCUAUUCAAGAAAAGCCAUCUGGAGACAUUUAUUCGACUUCUGCUAAAUGAAAUGGAUUUCCGUUCUGUUGCGCUAAUGCAGGAAUCUUUAGCUACAUGUUACGGAGCAGGAAUCAGUACGCCCACUUGUGUAGUAAAUAUUGGUGCGGAACAGAUUAGAAUUGCUUGUGUUGAUGAUGGAACUAUAAUACAGGACAGUGCCGUAACACUAGAUUAUGGUGGUAAUGAUGUAACGAACCUAUUAGCAAUCUUGCUACAACAGAGUAAAUUUCCUUACAAAAACUGGAAUUUAAGCACAUUAUAUGGUUGGAAAACAGCAGAGGAUUUCAAAAAAAAAUUUGUUACCUUUCAAGAUGCUGAUAUUGCAGUACAAUUAUUCAAUUUUAUAAAACGAGUACCAGGGAUACCAUCAGAAAAAUAUGAUUUUAAAGUGUUUGAUGAAGUCAUUCUAGCUCCCUUGGGACUAUUCUACCCAGAAAUCUUUAAAUAUAUCCAAGAGAGGCAAAGGCCCACUGCCAAGGAAUACGAGACAACAUUAUUGAAACAAAUAGAACCAUCGAGAGACAUUUACACAAAUUCCCUGAAUGACUGGCGAUCAAUAACCCAGCGAGAUUGCGAAGAAAACAUGAUAUAUUGCGAUGCUAAGGAUGACUUAGAAAUCAUACAGCAUGCACUCGAUCUUAAUACUCAUAUUGAAGAUCUUCAAUCAAAACAUAUAGAAGAAAAUACUGACAAAAAAUGCUUUGUACCUUUGGAUAAGGCGAUUGUACAAAGCAUCACCAACGCUGCCAUCAAUGUUGACAUAUCCAAAAUAUCCCAAUUCUAUUCAAAUAUAAUUAUUGUCGGAGGAGGAGCUAAUAUCCCCGCUCUUGAUUUUAUUCUUUCUGAUCGUAUUAAUAUUUGGAGACCUGCUGUAUUAGGUAUUAGUUCUUUUCCCAAUUUUUAUAAGUCCCUGACUAAACAACUGAAAGAUAUACAAACCUCAAAUAAAAGUAAUACAGGAGAUAAAAGCCAAGAACAAGAGGUUGCAGAGAGGUCAAUAGCAUUAGUUAAAGUUGAAUUGGAUAAACUAGUUGCUUCAUUAGAAAUACCAAACAGUGGUGAUCACUUUUUUACUGUUGGAGUCCUGCCCGCACCGCGUAACCUAGAUCCUUCGCUAUUAGAUUGGAAAGGUGCAAGUGUUUUGGCUCAAAUAAAACUGAUAGAAGAGUUAUAUAUAUCUAGAAAUGAUUGGGACGUUCAUGGAAAUAGAGUCCUGCAAUAUAAGUGUAUAUUCGCCUACUAA
Nakaseomyces glabratus is the source of this 2514-nucleotide messenger RNA. RefSeq names its product Arp8p (gene ARP8). NCBI's taxonomy places the organism in Eukaryota, Fungi, Ascomycota, Saccharomycetes, Saccharomycetales, Saccharomycetaceae. Gene Ontology annotation, biological process: regulation of DNA-templated transcription; double-strand break repair. Gene Ontology annotation, cellular component: Ino80 complex. The record is from RefSeq and is a predicted model, not a curated record.